AGCGCAGCCUCGCCGUAGAAUUUCGUCGUAUCUUCUCGGUUUCGAGUUACUUUGCGUCGGACCCUCGACCGCCCCGUCCGCAAUCUCCGUCGCCUCCGCAACCCGCAAAGCCAACCCUCAGCCCUACAGGAUGCCAGGCAGGACCCUUCCCACGAUCACCCAGGCCGAAGUCAAGGCUCACGACAACGCCAAAUCGUGCUAUGUCACAAUCGGUACCAAGGUCUACGAUGUCACGGAGUUCGUCGAGGACCACCCCGGUGGAGGCGAUCUGAUUCUCGAAUAUGGCGGUAAAGAUGUUACGGAGAUUCUGGCCGACGAGGCUUCGCACACACAUUCGGACUCUGCCUAUGAGAUCCUCGACGAGCAUCUGGUAGGUUUCAUGCCUACCGAGCCCGUCCUGGACGCUGCGACCAAGAGCCAGCACCCGGACAAUAUUGUGCCGCUGCCGCCGAACAAGGCUGGUCUCGCAGAGCUCAACGGCGACGGCCAGCACGUGUUUGCUGCCACUGGCCUGGCUACUGCCGAAGACUUGUCCAAGGAAACCGAUUUGGCCACCGAUUUCAAGACCCACAAGUUUUUGGAUCUCAACCGGCCGCUGCUCCCCCAGGUGUGGUGUGGAGGCUUCUCCAAGGCCUUCUACCUGGAGCAGGUCCACCGCCCUAGGCACUACAAAGGUGGCCAAUCUGCACCCUUGUUUGGCAACUUCCUGGAGCCGCUGAGCAAGACGGCUUGGUAUGUGGUUCCUAUCGUCUGGCUGCCUCCGGUUGCCUACGGUACAUUCAUUGCGAGCCAGCAAAUGUCCUUUUUGACCCUUUCCCUGUACUGGGUUUUGGGUCUCAGCAUCUGGACGCUGGUCGAGUAUCUCAUGCACCGCUUUCUCUUCCACCUCGAUGAGUACCUGCCAGAUAACCGCGUCGGUAUUACCCUGCACUUCUUGCUCCACGGCAUCCAUCAUUACUUGCCAAUGGACAAGUACCGCCUCGUUAUGCCACCGACGCUCUUCAUGGUCCUUGCCUUCCCCUUCUGGAAGCUGGCGCAUACCGUCUUCUUCUACGACUGGCACGUCGCUACGGCCGUCUACUGCGGCGGUAUCUUUGGAUACAUUUGCUACGAUUUGACGCACUAUUUCCUCCACCAUCGCAACCUUCCCGCCUACUACCGCGAGCUUAAGAAGUAUCACCUGGAGCACCACUUUGCCGACUACCAAAACGGCUUUGGUGUCACGAGCAAGUUCUGGGACCGUGUCUUCAACACGGAGCUCAACCUUCCCCCGCCCAAGGUGGUCAAGACUUCUUAGUUGCGCGUGUAGAUGACUGUACACUACUUGUAAUGAUGGAAGGAAAGGACGGAGGCGUUGAGAGGCGUGCCUGGU
Aplosporella prunicola CBS 121167 is the source of this 1372-nucleotide messenger RNA. RefSeq lists its product as uncharacterized. Bases 131 to 1297 code for a protein of 388 amino acids. Gene Ontology annotation, cellular component: membrane; endoplasmic reticulum. Gene Ontology annotation, molecular function: iron ion binding; heme binding; fatty acid 2-hydroxylase activity. The record is from RefSeq and is a predicted model, not a curated record. NCBI's taxonomy places the organism in Eukaryota, Fungi, Ascomycota, Dothideomycetes, Botryosphaeriales, Aplosporellaceae. Gene Ontology annotation, biological process: lipid biosynthetic process; fatty acid metabolic process. The transcript is spliced from 2 exons.